This is a messenger RNA of Cantharellus anzutake, 1133 nucleotides long. RefSeq lists its product as uncharacterized. Bases 243 to 989 code for a protein of 248 amino acids. The transcript has 3 exons. The record is from RefSeq and is a predicted model, not a curated record. NCBI's taxonomy places the organism in Eukaryota, Fungi, Basidiomycota, Agaricomycetes, Cantharellales, Hydnaceae.
GGCAGCACUGCCACAACAUCCUUGUUCGGUGCGACCGUCCAAACACUUCUUAAAUUUAGCCCCUCCAUCCUGGCGGGGUUGCACAUGAGAAUACGGCGUCUUGAAUUAAGGCAACCUCACGCAUCUGAGCUGUUUAAACUCCAACCAAACCCGCGACGCACAGCACGCAGUGCUGUUCGUUCUCAGUCUGUCAAUCGUGAUUAGCGAGAAAAGAGGAUAGGAUCCCUCCUUAGCACAAAGCCAUGCCGAAACAGCCAGGCCAAGUGUCAAGAGAGCAGGCAAGGGAAUUUGCCACUGAAAUGCUUGACAUGUUCGAGCGUUUCUUCGCCUUGUUUGUCGCUGAGCCAAACGAGGGAAGCGCUACAUCAUGCAGAGCCAGUGACGAUGGCGUUCAACCUCGCAUAUCCAUAGGGGAGGACGAACUUGCUUUAAUGGAUCGAUUGACGCGUGUAAGAUCCAUUAUUGAUGGCUCAACGGUGCGGGAGAUCACACCCCCCGAGUCCUCUACCCGGGCAACUGCGGCACCUAGUCUAUCAGCAUCCAUCAAAGGAACUACCUCCGGCGAUCCCAACACCAUCACUAACUUGACCACUUGGAGGGAUCCAUUGAAGUCGUUCACCACGGCUUCGCCUGAGAAGCCAUCCCGCACGAGUCCAGCCACCAUAGCGAGUUCGGUAGACUUCCCUCACUUACCCAACCUCAUCGUUCAGGGUAGUCCCGGAAAGUUCUACCGCCGCAGAGUGUUCUCUACGGAAGCUACGCAGCUCCCGAAGUCUUCACUCCGAGUCGAUGUUUCGAAUGAUAUCGACAAGUGGAUACCCUCUCACUUAUCUCACGGUAUCCAGGAUCAAUUGCGACGGAUGAUGGCCACUGCGCCCUCGAAUUCCGGCUUCGGUUCCAUAUAUGCGAUGGAAAUAGUAGGUGAAUCCACACCAAUAUUCCAUUUAUUUCUCCGAUCCACUUUGAAGUUAAUUAUCAUUAGACCAUAACAUCUCUGGUCAUACUCUUGUGAGUCUGGGCUACACAAAAAACAUGCUACAGACGAUGGAUCGCUGGAACAAAACGCAUCAACGAAAUAAGGCCGAAUUAAGGGCCAUCUGGCCAGGCGGCAUUAUCGAAGCGGUCAUCUCUUC